Messenger RNA from Marmota monax (woodchuck), 5443 nucleotides. It is a transcript of the gene Trim24, whose product is annotated as tripartite motif containing 24. The record is from RefSeq and is a predicted model, not a curated record. Bases 274 to 3420 code for a protein of 1048 amino acids. The transcript has 19 exons. NCBI's taxonomy places the organism in Eukaryota, Metazoa, Chordata, Mammalia, Rodentia, Sciuridae. Gene Ontology annotation, molecular function: protein binding; zinc ion binding.
GGCGGAUUCGAAGAGAGCGCGGCGGUUGGCGAAGCGGACCGGCGCAGCCUCCUCCGUUCGGGGAACGGUCCCCGCUGACAGAUCCCCUUCUUCCGGCCGCGCCACCCGGGAGGCGGGUCUCCGGGUCCCGAGGCGGCUUCCUCUGCCCGGUUCUCCCUCCCUCCCUUGCUCUCCGCGGCUUGACUGAGCGGCCUCUGAGGAGGAGGAGGUCGUCGGGGGCGGCGGGCGGAGACCGCGCUCCCCCUUCCCGGGCGGCGGCGGCGGGGCAGGACAAUGGAGGUGGCUGUGGAGAAGGCAGCGGCGGCCGCGGCUCCGGCGGCGGCCGCCGGGGGGCCCUCGGCGGCUCCGAGCGGAGAGAACGAGGCCGAGAGUCGGCAGGGCCCGGACUCGGAGCGCGGCGGCGAGGCAGCCCGGCUCAACCUGUUGGACACUUGCGCCGUGUGCCACCAGAACAUCCAGAGCCGGGCGCCCAAGCUGCUGCCCUGCCUGCACUCCUUCUGCCAGCGCUGCCUGCCCGCGCCCCAGCGCUACCUCAUGUUGCCGGCGCCAAUGCUGGGCUCUGCCGAGACCCCGCCGCCCGUCCCCGCCCCCGGCUCGCCGGUCAGCGGCUCCUCGCCUUUCGCCACCCAAGUUGGAGUCAUUCGAUGCCCAGUAUGCAGCCAAGAAUGUGCAGAGAGACACAUCAUAGAUAAUUUUUUUGUCAAGGAUACUACUGAGGUUCCCAGCAGUACAGUAGAAAAGUCUAAUCAGGUGUGUACAAGCUGUGAAGACAAUGCUGAAGCUAAUGGGUUUUGUGUAGAGUGUGUUGAAUGGCUGUGCAAGACAUGUAUUAGAGCUCAUCAGAGAGUGAAGUUCACAAAAGAUCACACUGUCAGACAGAAAGAGGAAGUAUCUCCAGAGGCAGUGGGUGUGACCAGCCAACGACCAGUGUUUUGUCCUUUUCAUAAAAAGGAGCAAUUGAAGCUUUAUUGUGAGACGUGUGACAAACUGACAUGUCGGGACUGUCAACUGCUAGAGCACAAGGAGCAUAGAUAUCAAUUUAUAGAAGAAGCUUUUCAAAAUCAGAAAGUGAUCAUAGAUACACUAAUCACCAAACUGAUGGAAAAAACAAAAUACAUUAAAUACACAGGAAAUCAGAUCCAAAACAGAAUAAUUGAAGUAAAUCAAAAUCAAAAGCAGGUGGAACAGGAUAUUAAAGUUGCUAUCUUUACAUUGAUGGUAGAAAUAAAUAAAAAAGGAAAAGCUCUGCUGCAUCAGCUAGAGAGCCUUGCAAAGGAUCAUCGCAUGAAACUUAUGCAACAACAACAGGAAGUAGCUGGACUUUCUAAGCAGUUGGAACAUGUCAUGCAUUUUUCUAAAUGGGCAGUUUCCAGUGGCAGCAGUACAGCAUUACUUUAUAGCAAGCGAUUGAUUACAUACCGGUUACGGCACCUCCUUCGUGCAAGGUGUGAUGCUUCCCCAGUGACCAACAACACUAUCCAGUUUCACUGUGAUCCUAGCUUCUGGGCCCAAAAUAUUAUCAACUUAGGUUCUUUAGUAAUCGAAGAUAAAGAGAGUCAACCACAAAUGCCUAAGCAGAAUCCUGUCGUGGAACAGAAUUCACAGCCACCAGGUGGUUUAUCUUCAAACCAGUUAUCCAAGUUUCCAACACAGAUCAGCCUAGCUCAAUUACGACUCCAGCAUAUGCAGCAACAGGUAAUGGCUCAGAGGCAACAGGUGCAACGGAGGCCAGCACCUGUGGGUUUACCAAACCCUAGAAUGCAGGGGCCCAUCCAGCAACCUUCCAUCUCUCAUCAGCAACCCCCUCCACGUUUGAUAAACUUUCAGAAUCACAGCCCUAAACCUAAUGGACCAGUUCUUCCCCCUCAUCCUCAACAGCUGAGAUAUCCACCAACCCAGAAUAUCCCACGACCAGCAGUAAAGCCCAACCCCCUGCAGAUGGCUUUCUUGGCUCAACAAGCCAUAAAACAGUGGCAGAUCAGCAGUGGACAGGCCACCCCAUCAACUGCCAGUAGCACGUCCUCCACUCCCUCCAGCCCUACCAUCACUAGUGCAGCAGGAUACGAUGGAAAGACUUUUGGUUCACCCAUGAUCGAUUUGAGCUCACCAGUGGGAGGUUCUUACAAUCUUCCUUCUCUUCCAGAUAUUGAUUGCUCAAGUACUAUUAUGCUAGACAAUAUGGUGAGGAAAGAAGCUACCAUAGAUCAUGGCCAGCCAAGACCACCCUCAAACAGAACUGUGCAAUCACCAAAUUCAUCAGUGCCAUCUCCAGGCCUUGCAGGACCUGUUACUAUGACUAGUGUCCACCCCCCAAUACGUUCACCUAGUGCCUCCAGCGUUGGGAGCCGAGGAAGCUCUGGCUCUUCCAGCAAACCAGCAGGAGCUGAUUCUACACACAAAGUCCCAGUGGUCAUGUUGGAGCCAAUCCGAAUAAAACAAGAAAACAGUGGACCACCCGAAAAUUAUGAUUUCCCUGUUGUUAUAGUUAAACAAGAAUCAGAUGAAGAAUCUAGGCCUCAAAAUACGAACUAUCCAAGAAGCAUACUUACUUCCCUACUCUUAAAUAGCAGUCAGAACUCUGCUUCUGAGGAAACUGUGUUAAGAUCCGAUGCCCCUGAUAGCACAGGAGAUCAGCCUGGACUCCACCAGGAAAGUUCCUCAAAUGGAAAGUCCGAGUGGUCAGAUGCCUCCCAGAAGUCGCCUCUUCAUGUUGGAGAGACGAGGAAGGAGGAUGACCCCAAUGAGGACUGGUGUGCAGUUUGUCAAAACGGAGGGGAACUUCUGUGUUGUGAGAAGUGUCCCAAAGUCUUCCAUCUUUCUUGUCAUGUGCCCACAUUGACAAACUUUCCAAGUGGAGAGUGGAUUUGUACUUUCUGCCGAGACUUAUCUAAGCCAGAAGUUGAAUAUGAUUGUGAUGCUCCCAGUCACAACUCAGAAAAAAGGAAAACCGAAGGCCUUGUUAAAUUAACACCAAUAGAUAAAAGGAAGUGUGAACGCCUCCUUUUAUUUCUUUACUGUCAUGAAAUGAGCCUGGCUUUUCAAGACCCUGUUCCUCUAACUGUGCCUGAUUAUUACAAAAUAAUUAAAAAUCCAAUGGACUUGUCAACUAUCAAGAAAAGACUACAAGAAGAUUAUUUCUUGUACACAAAACCUGAAGAUUUUGUAGCUGAUUUUAGACUGAUCUUUCAAAACUGUGCUGAAUUCAAUGAGCCUGACUCAGAAGUAGCCAAUGCUGGCAUAAAACUUGAAAGCUAUUUUGAAGAACUUCUAAAGAACCUUUAUCCAGAAAAAAGGUUUCCUAAGCUAGAAUUCAGGAAUGAAUCAGAAGAUAAUAAAUUUAGUGAUGAUUCAGAUGAUGACUUUGUACAGCCCCGGAAGAAACGCCUCAAAAGCAUCGAGGAACGCCAGUUGCUUAAAUAAACAGCACAAUUGGCAUAUGCUUGUUUUUAGAUUUUUUGUUUGUUUGUUUUCAAAAAAAAAAAAAUUUUUUUUUUUCAGUAAUUUAACAUCGAUACAAAGAAGAGUUUGUGAGCUCUCUGAUCUGUUUUAGACGUUUUACUAGACUUUGAUUUCCUUAAUAACCCAUUUCUUUUAACCUCUUAUUUAAAAAGAAGGAAAAAGAAAAGAAGGAAAUGAAUGGGAAAAAGAAAAUGAAAGAAAGGAGGGGAGAUAGAAAGUAUGGUAGAAGAAAAGGAAGAAAGUAAGAAGCAUCAACAAUAAAAUAAAGAGACAUUCUUCUCACUCCUUGGAUUUUAAAACCACAAUCUGGAGCAAUAGCUACUAUAGAAGGGAAAUUGACUUUGUAUGAACUCUUAAGUUAAAAUUUUAAUGUGGUUUGAAUGUGUGCAUUAAUCUGUUUUUAGAAAUUAAUGCCACUGCUCAUUGAUUAUGGCCCAACCAUAAGAGCUAGGUUUAUUGUACUUAACAGCAAUGCUCCCCAAACAUGAGUGGUAAGGAGUUCUUUCCCAGGAUGCCAACUGGUGCAAUGAAAGGGUAGAUUAGAUGCUAUUACAAAGGCACCUAAUGGUAUAUCUUGUAAGAUGGCAACUGUAUUAAAGAAAAAACAGGAAAACAAAUGUUUGGUUUUUGUUUUCGUCUUUAUCUUGCCUGUAGAGGUGUUUGGUAUAGCAGGUAUUCAAGACCAUUUAUAUUUCUAGAUCUAGAUUUUCUUUAGCUUUCUCCUCCCCUAAAGGAAGUAAGUGUGCACAUGUUUGGUUUCGCUGUGUGUCUAUGUGGUUGGUUUGUUUUUUUAAAUGUGUAGAUAUUCUUUCAUAACAAUCCUCAUUGUUUUCAAUAUGGCUUUUAGUGGAACUAUCCAAAAUAUAAAAUAUGGCUGGGCACACCAUGUUUGAUUUGAGGUUUCUUCAACAUAUGUCCUCUCGGACCCUAAAAAUAAGUUCCCCUGAAAGGAACUAGUUGUUAUGGUUUUCUUGGGUCUUUAUAAUGAAAAUGUGUUGUAGGAUUUGAGAGCAGGUAUUUGGAGGAAAUUAAAAUGAAAAAAAAAAUUUUUUUUGAUGCAUCUAUUUACUGUUUUUGUUUGUAGCUGAUUUUAGACUGAUCUUUCAAAACUGUUCUACUAUUUGCAGAUGAUUUCUGUUUGUAUCUCAGAAGGUUUAGGCAUAUGUUCUAAACUAUUGGGGGUAAAACUUCACAUUUUAGGUAAAGACCCCACACACACACAUUUAAGAAUCAGAGCCCCAAAUUUUAUCCUUGAUCUGAUUUAAUAAGAAUUUCUUUUUCAUUCUGAUCAAGACACAGAAGAUCUAUCUUCUAAGGAGAGGCAUGUUGUUAACAGGCCAGCCCAGCUAGUUUAACAUCCAUUUAUUCAUUACAUGUUCAGUGUUUUUUUAGAGCCAGAUAAACUGUCAAAGAAUCUAAUCCAGCAUUUGACUAAAUACUCACACAUGAAUAUUUUUAGUUUGCCAAAGUAAACCUUUAUAAAUAAGACACUACAAUUAACAUCUGGAGGAAAUGUUUCUUUUUUUAGGAGGACAGAAAAACUUGAAUUCUCUGGUUAUAUUGCCUCCCAUGAAUUAAGCAUAGAGCAUUUGGUUUUAUCCACAUGACAUUACUUUCUGAAAUGGACAAUUUGAAAAUAUUCUGUGGAUAAUUCAUUGGGUUUUCAGGUAUUGCUAAAAGACAAAAUAUAAGGAGAAAAUAGCUAUUAGCAAUAGUUUCCCAUUUUCUACAUAUAGACUUAGGUCUUAUCCAUAAUAUAUCAAUAAUGUAUUGUUAAAAAGUUUUAAUCAUUUUUCCAAAUAUGUGCUAUAUGGUGAUGUUUGUUAUUGUGUUAUUUUGAAUAUGCAUUUGACAUUUGUUCUCCUAAGAGUAUCUGAACAAAUUUUGAUAAUACAUAGACUUUUUUGUCUGUUUUUACUCCAGUAUUCUUAGCCCAGCAACUGUAGAGUUUUUUGCUAACACGUUUAUUAUUGGUAUCUUAGAA